Molecule: messenger RNA, 1000 nt
Organism: Gilbertella persicaria
Lineage: Eukaryota; Fungi; Mucoromycota; Mucoromycetes; Mucorales; Choanephoraceae
Exons: 5
Coding region: 181-699 (172 amino acids)
Biological process (GO): endocytosis; plasma membrane tubulation; actin cortical patch localization
Cellular component (GO): medial cortex; actin cortical patch; Rvs161p-Rvs167p complex
Molecular function (GO): lipid binding; protein binding
Source: RefSeq, a predicted model, not a curated record
UUGGUAACUUGAACGAUUCAAAAAGUAAUCAAGCAUGAAUGUAUGAUGAUACUGUUUUUCAAGCUUAGAAAAACAGUCUGAAAAAGUUGCUGAAGAAGCCAAAUGUUAUCUUGAUUCAAUCAGAGUAGCUGUUACAAAUACUCAAUUAAGAAUUGCUCAAACCAUGAUAAUAAAUCUUCCAUGCGGCCAGCUGAAACUAAGUAUAAACGAUUGAUUGAAAGACUCGACCAAGACACAAGAACUGAUUUGGAUGAGGCUUAUCGUACGAUAGUUGUUGAGCCUUUAGUCCGAUUUUGCUCGUAUUUUACUGAAGUCAACGAAGCCAUUAAGCAUCGUCAGAAAAUAGUAGCAAGUUAUGAUACAUCAAGAGCCAAAGUUAAGAAAUUGAUGAACAGACCAAACAGGGAUCCUCAAAUACAAAGUUGUGCUGAACAAGAGGCUAAUAUAACAAGAGAAGCCUACCAGAACUUGAAUACAAUGCUCUUGAAUGAUUUGUCUCAAUUGAUUGACUUGAGAAUAGCCUAUUUAGAUCCUUCGUUUGAAGCAUGCAUCAAAUCACAGCUCAAACUCAGUCAGGAUAGUUAUGGUGGGUUUGAAAAACUGAAAGAGUAUUUUCCCUCACAUCAAGAAGUGGUUGAUCACCGAGUUGAUCAAGUUAUACAGCAAAUGCGCGAAUUGACCAUCUGUGGCAACUUGUAAGGCGUGAGAUGCUCAUGUGACUAUUUUGUAUAUAUAUAUGCAUGCAUCAGCUAUUUUCUCUCUCUCUCUCUCUCUUUACUUUCAGAAUGUGUAUUUUGUUUUGGACUGUAGACAACCACCCGAAAUAUCGCUUGUAAGAACUAGCUUCUUUUCAGAAUGAAGGACAUUUGUUAAUAAAAAAAGACUAGUAUUUUUGCAGGCAACCGAGAUGAGUUUCUGGAAAGACCCACAGCAAGAGCUCACUUUUGGGACGAACCUCACCAAGACGUGUUGGCCGGUACUGAUCUCGAAGUCAACCUAG